AUGAAGAUUUCUGGUGCUCCCGAAUCAGUGAAACCCAACGGCGAAGCUGCUGUCUCAUCAAUUCCGGUUAACUCCGGCGCUCCGAACGGUGUCUCUUCCGGCGAUGUCGGUUUGAUGAAAUCGAAAGGCCCUGCGGCUGAUUCCUCCACUCCGGUCAAACCAACCGGGAAACUCGGUGCUUCUUCCGGCCUCAAGAUCGGCGUCAGUGGCAAACCCCCCAUUCUCCUCAUGUGCCAAAGGCAAAGCUAUCGUCUCCGACAACGUGGAGGAGCCAAUGGAGUAAUAGCAGAUGUGGUGGUCAAUCCUGAGCCAGCUACUUUGGGGGAGCUCCUCGCCUACAUGAAGCAGCCAUCUGCGAAGUGCAUGGCAACAAUUGAUGAUGUUGUGCACGGUUCUAAGUGGUACUAUAUCGGCUGUGGUGAUUGUCAUACAAAGGCAACCAUAGGGCCUACAACACUGAUGUGUAAGAAAUGUGGGAAGAAUGAAAUCGUUGGUGUGCCCCAAUACCUUUCGAAGCUUUUUGUUUAUGACCACCAGGAUCAAGCGAUGUUUCUUGUCCUUGGUGAUGCUGGUGAGGAGUUGUUUGGGAAGAAAGCUGUUGAGUUGAUUGAGAGCUAUUACCAGGCAAAUGAUGGUGCAAGUGAGGAUGACAUUGUUCCAGUGCCUCAAGCUAUGGUUGAUGCUAUUGGGUAG
Eruca vesicaria subsp. sativa (arugula) is the source of this 693-nucleotide messenger RNA. The record is from the annotation of a GenBank genome assembly. Lineage: Eukaryota; Viridiplantae; Streptophyta; Magnoliopsida; Brassicales; Brassicaceae.